This is a messenger RNA of Homo sapiens (human), 5504 nucleotides long. RefSeq names its product ATP5MF-PTCD1 readthrough (gene ATP5MF-PTCD1). Lineage: Eukaryota; Metazoa; Chordata; Mammalia; Primates; Hominidae. The record is from RefSeq and is marked validated. Bases 27 to 2276 code for a protein of 749 amino acids. The transcript has 9 exons.
GGCACAGCGGACACCAGGACUCCAAAAUGGCGUCAGUUGUACCAGUGAAGGACAAGAAACUUCUGGAGGUCAAACUGGGGGAGCUGCCAAGCUGGAUCUUGAUGCGGGACUUCAGUCCUAGUGGCAUUUUCGGAGCGUUUCAAAGAGGCCCUGGAGGGACAGGAAAGCCAGAAAUGGACUUCGUGAGACUCGCUCGACUGUUCGCCAGGGCCCGCCCCAUGGGACUGUUCAUCCUGCAACACCUGGACCCCUGUAGAGCCAGGUGGGCAGGAGGCAGGGAGGGGCUGAUGCGGCCAAUGUGGGCGCCCUUCAGCAGCUCCUCCUCUCAGCUGCCCCUCGGCCAGGAGCGUCAGGAAAACACGGGCAGCCUGGGCUCUGACCCGAGCCACUCCAACUCCACGGCCACGCAGGAAGAAGACGAGGAGGAGGAGGAGAGUUUUGGGACCCUCUCUGACAAAUACUCCUCCCGGAGACUAUUCCGCAAAUCCGCAGCCCAGUUCCAUAACCUGCGGUUUGGGGAACGGAGAGAUGAGCAAAUGGAACCGGAGCCCAAAUUAUGGCGAGGCCGGAGAAACACCCCGUACUGGUACUUCUUGCAGUGCAAACACCUGAUCAAGGAAGGGAAGCUGGUUGAAGCCCUGGACCUGUUUGAGAGGCAGAUGCUGAAGGAGGAGCGAUUGCAGCCCAUGGAGAGCAACUACACGGUGCUGAUUGGGGGCUGCGGGCGGGUUGGCUACCUGAAGAAGGCCUUCAACCUCUACAACCAGAUGAAAAAGCGGGACCUGGAGCCCUCGGACGCCACCUACACGGCCCUGUUCAACGUCUGUGCCGAGUCCCCCUGGAAGGACUCAGCUCUACAGAGCGCCCUGAAGCUCCGGCAGCAGCUGCAGGCCAAAAACUUCGAGCUCAACUUGAAAACAUACCACGCGCUGCUGAAGAUGGCUGCCAAGUGCGCAGACCUUAGGAUGUGCCUCGAUGUGUUCAAGGAAAUCAUCCACAAAGGGCACGUGGUCACAGAGGAGACCUUCAGUUUCCUGCUCAUGGGCUGCAUCCAAGACAAGAAGACAGGCUUCCGGUACGCCCUCCAGGUGUGGCGGCUGAUGCUGAGUCUAGGGCUACAGCCGAGCCGGGACAGCUACAACCUGCUGUUGGUGGCAGCUCGGGACUGUGGCCUAGGGGACCCCCAGGUGGCCUCAGAGCUGCUUCUGAAGCCCAGGGAGGAGGCGACUGUGCUUCAGCCCCCAGUGAGCAGGCAGCGGCCAAGGAGGACAGCCCAGGCCAAGGCAGGCAACCUCAUGUCAGCCAUGCUGCAUGUGGAGGCCCUGGAGAGGCAGCUGUUUCUGGAACCUUCUCAGGCACUUGGGCCUCCAGAGCCUCCGGAAGCCAGAGUGCCCGGCAAGGCCCAACCAGAGGUGGAUACUAAGGCAGAGCCCAGCCACACAGCAGCCCUCACCGCAGUGGCCCUGAAGCCACCUCCCGUGGAGCUGGAAGUCAACCUCCUGACCCCCGGGGCCGUUCCCCCUACAGUGGUCUCCUUUGGAACGGUGACCACCCCAGCUGACCGGCUGGCCUUGAUAGGGGGCCUGGAGGGCUUCCUGAGCAAGAUGGCAGAGCACAGGCAGCAGCCCGACAUCAGGACCCUCACGCUACUGGCCGAGGUGGUGGAGUCCGGGAGUCCUGCAGAGUCCUUGCUGCUGGCCCUCCUGGAUGAGCACCAGGUAGAGGCCGACCUGACAUUCUUUAACACGCUGGUGAGAAAGAAGAGCAAGCUGGGAGACCUGGAGGGGGCCAAGGCGCUGUUGCCGGUCCUGGCAAAGAGGGGCCUCGUCCCCAACCUGCAGACAUUCUGCAACCUGGCCAUCGGGUGCCACAGGCCGAAGGACGGUCUACAGCUUCUCACAGACAUGAAGAAGUCCCAGGUGACCCCCAACACUCACAUCUACAGUGCCCUCAUCAACGCGGCCAUCAGGAAGCUGAACUACACCUAUCUCAUCAGCAUCUUGAAGGACAUGAAGCAGAACAGGGUCCCGGUGAACGAAGUGGUCAUCCGCCAGCUGGAGUUUGCAGCCCAGUACCCUCCCACCUUUGACCGGUACCAAGGGAAGAACACCUACCUGGAGAAGAUUGACGGCUUCCGAGCCUAUUACAAGCAGUGGCUGACAGUGAUGCCCGCAGAGGAAACCCCGCACCCCUGGCAGAAGUUCCGGACCAAGCCCCAGGGGGACCAGGACACCGGCAAGGAGGCUGAUGACGGAUGUGCCCUUGGGGGCAGGUGAUGGGAGCACAGCUGGAACAAUGUGCUCGGCCCCCAGUGCUCUGUGGGAGCCCCAGGACAAGUGAGCUGGUGUCACCUCCUGCCUGGGGGAAGAGCCAGGCCCUGAGGAACAGCCGCAGCGUGUCACAGGUGUUGGUGAGGACACACACUAGGCCCAAGGUGCCUGUGCUCCCAGCAGGUCCAAGUGCAGCUCCAGCCACCUUUGCGUGUCACCUUCACGGGACUUCCAGCUCCAGCUACCUUUGUGUGUCACCUCACACACCACAAGGGGGCUGGGGCAUCUGGUCCCUGGGGCCUGGGCCGCCCCGCCGGGUUCCAUAGGCCGAUGCUCUGAAAGAAGAGACGUGGGGCUCGAGAGAUUUAAAGAUUUUAUUUUUACAAAUCACAGCUGAUAGACAGCGAAGCCUUCCCCAUAGAGACCGUGCUCCAACUCGGGCCUGGGGCACUGCUCGCUGCUCCCAGGAAGGGGGUGGCGUGACAGGCAGGAACCUGCGAAGUCCAGAGUCCAGGGUGGAGCGCGCCAGCCUCAGCCAGAGCAGCCACGACAGCCACAGUGUGUGCACUCGAUGAUGCGGCCCUGCAACGGAGGAGGACAGUGAGACGAUGCCACUGCGCCACGCUCGCCCCUGCACACUCACAUAUGUGGCAACCCUCCCACGAAGGACCUGCCACCAUGCCAUAUAGGGACACACCUCAGAAACCCUUCCUUGACAGCUCUGGACAGGGAAAAUUUGGCUCCCUCAUGAAGGUAGAACCAGCUGCUGUUGACACCGAGGUUACAUCUGUAUGUCUAUUUAUAAUAUGUUCUGCAAAUCCAACACACGUUUGCCAAUCAAGAAAAAGAAAUCGGUGUGAAUGAGUCUCGUUAUUCUGCUAAGUGAGCAUGACAGACCCUGCGAUGAGCAGACGUGGCUCUGCUACUGUUUGGGGACUUCAGGGGGGCCUCUGGGCUGGUACACUCUGGUGGGGGAAGAGGGCAGGAGACUAUGCACUUGAGUCACACCCUUCUGGCCCAGAGCCCCCCAGAAAGAAGGGUCUUGUCCCCCAGGCCUGGUGCGGCCCAACACUUGGCCAGCCAGAAAGCCCUAGAACAGUGGCUUGUGUUUAUUUUACUUUUUCAAGUUCUUUUUUUGGAAGAACAAGACCAUAGUUUAAGUAAACAGGAUCCUCUGGUGAAACCCAGGUAAGUCUACAGCGGGCUGUUUUGGCCACAGGGCUGAAGCAGCACCCCAGCCCACCAGCCCCUGACCUGGACUCCUUGUGGAAUCUGGGCACUCAGAGGAAGGGGGCUUCUGCCACUCUGCCACCUGUCCCUGCCUCCAUCAGAAAACCAACACCCCAGUCUUCCGUCGGGGAGGCGGCCCUUGCUCGCCCCCACUGCUCAGUACCCAAGUCCUCAGCAUCCAGCCACAGCUCUCCAUUGUCAGUCUCACUGCAGCAUAAAGGGGACUCAUGUGAAGAGGCCCCUGUGUGGAGCUGGGGAAAAGAAGGCCAGGCUGGCAGAUGGGCGGUGGGGCCAACAACUGUGCUGAGGGGCUGCACUGAGCGGCCACUGCUGUGACUCUGCCUCGGGCCACAGCUGCCUUUCAGAGGGGCUUGGAACCGGAUGGAGCUCAGCUCCUGUCCCUCAGCACCACUCCUGAGGCGCCUGGCCUAGGAGUGGUACUUGGAACAGAAAGUUCUGAAAGAAGAAACACAGUGGGCUGGGCGCAGUAGCUCAUGCCUGUAAUCCCGGCACUUUGGGAGGCUGAGGCGGGUGGAUCACCUGAGGUCGGGAGUUCGAGACCAGCCUGAGCAACAUUGAGAAACCCCGUCUCUACUAAAAAUACAAAAUUAGCCAGGCGUGGUGGUGCAUGCCUGUAGUCCCAGCUACUCAGGAGGAUGAGGCAGGAGAACCGCUUGAACCCGGGAGGUGGAGGUUGCAGUGAGCCAAGAUGGCAUCACUGCACUCCAGCCUGGGCGACAAAGCAAGACUCCGUCUUGGGGGGGCGGGAAAGAUAGUGAUGGUAAUGUUAAAGUAUCACUGUGAGGACUGAAAGGGACAGGAACUCACUGGUUGUCCUUCCCUGAUGUCACCCUGCCACCACCUUGGGAUUAGGGCUCCCCACCACCAUUUCCUAAGUGAGGAAAGGGGUUCAGUAAUUUGCCCAAAAGUGGAGUUGAGAUUGACCCCAGACCUAACAAACACACAGCCACACGCUGCCUCACAUGGAUUCCUGAAUACAGGGACCCACUCCCACGAGGGAGAGCCAGCAGGACAUCCAGGGACAAAACGACAUUCCAGCCCAACCAAAUAACAUAAGAUCCCUUGCAGUCGACUAAGGCAGAAUUUUGAGCUGAAAACAACACCAAGCUUGAGUGUCAGACAUUACCACUUCCAGCUUGCUUUUGGGCACGCGGCAGAUGCAGUUCGUCCCGAAGUUGGUGUCCCGUGUCUGAAUGCACCGCAGGCAGCACAAGUUCUCAUAUCCUUGCUUUUUCCAUUUUGCAAUCAGGUUUUUGUCUGCAUAGCCUUCUUUAAUACAAUAUUCAUAGAGUUCUGUCAAAAAGAUGGGGAAAGAGCAUCAGGCCAUGGUCUAAAAACCUUCCCCACCCUUGAUCAAAAAAAGCAUUCAGGCCGGGUGCAGUGGCUCACACCUGUAAUCCCAGCACUUUGGGAGGCCGAGGCAGGCGGAUCACCUGAGGUCAGGAGUUCAGGACCAGCCCGGCCAACAUGGUAAAACCCCGUCUCUACUAAAAAUACAAAAAUUACUCGGGCGUGGUAGCAGCUGUAAUCCCAGCUACUUAGGAGGCUGAGGCAGGAGAAUCACUUGAACCCAGGAGGCGGAGGUUGUAGUGACCUGAGGUCGUGCCACUGGACUCCAGCCUGGGUGACAGCGAAACUCCAUCUCAAAAAAAAAAAGGCAUUCAGUAUUGCAACGGGACAGUCCUUGGAGGAGGAACAAAAAAAAAAAGUACUUAGGCCAGGCAAGGUGCCUCACACCUGUAAUCCCAGCACUUUUGGAAGCCAACGCCAGAGGAUCAUUUGAGUUAAGAAACCAGCCUGGGCCAAGGGCCCAUCUCCACAAAAAAUUUAAAAAUUAGCUGGGUGUGGUGGUGCACACCUGUAGUCACAGCUACUCAGGAGGUUGAGGUGAGAGGAUCCCUUGAGCCCAGAAGGUUGAGGCUGCAGUGAGCCAUCAUUGCACCACUGCACUCCAGCCUGUGGAACAGAGCAAGACCCUGUUUC